AUGUCGUUUUCUGUUUUGGGUUCUCUGGAAGGUCCUGCCCUCAGGAAGGUCCCGCCCUCAGGAAGGUCCUGCCCUCAGGAAGGUCCCGCCCUCAGGAAGGUCCUGCCCUCAGGAAGGUCCUGCCCUCAGGAAGGUCCUGCCCUCAAGAAGGUCCUGCCCUCAGGGAGGUCCUGCCCUCAGGGAGGUCCUGCCCUCAGGAAGGUCCUGCCCUCAGGAAGGUCCUGCCCUCAGGAAGGUCCUGCCCUCAGGGAGGUCCUGCCCUCAGGAAGGUCCGCCCUCAGGAAGGUCCUGCCCUCAGGGAGGUCCUGCCCUCAGGAAGGUCCCGCCCUCAGGAAGGUCCUGCCCUCAGGGAGGUCCUGCCCUCAGGAAGGUCCUGCCCUCAGGGAGGUCCUGCCCUCAGGAAGGUCCCGCCCUCAGGAAGGUCCCGCCCUCAGGGAGGUCCUGCCCUCAGGAAGGUCCUGCCCUCAGGGAGGUCCUGCCCUCAGGAAGGUCCUGCCCUUAGGAAGGUCCUGCCCUCAGGAAGGUCCCGCCCUCAGGAAGGUCCUGCCCUCAGGAAGGUCCUGCCCUCAGGAAGGUCCUGCCCUCAGGAAGGUCCUGCCCUCAGGAAGGUCCUGCCCUCAGGGAGGUCCUGCCCUCAGGGAGGUCCUGCCCUCAGGAAGGUCCUGCCCUCAGGAAGGUCCUGCCCUCAGGGAGGUCCUGCCCUCAGGAAGGUCCUGCCCUCAGGGAGGUCCUGCCCUCAGGAAGGUCCUGCCCUCAGGGAGGUCCUGCCCUCAGGAAGGUCCUGCCCUUAGGAAGGUCCUGCCCUCAGGAAGGUCCCGCCCUCAGGAAGGUCCUGCCCUCAGGAAGGUCCUGCCCUCAGGAAUGUCCUGCCCUCAGGAAGGUCCUGCCCUCAGGGAGGUCCUGCCCUCAGGAAGGUCCUGCCCUCAGGAAGGUCCUGCCCUCAGGAAGGUCCUGCCCUCAGGAAGGUCCUGCCCUCAGGGAGGUCCUGCCCUCAGGAAGGUCCCGCCCUCAGGAAGGUCCCGCCCUCAGGGAGGUCCUGCCCUCAGGAAGGUCCUGCCCUCAGGGAGGUCCUGCCCUCAGGAAGGUCCUGCCCUUAGGAAGGUCCUGCCCUCAGGAAGGUCCCGCCCUCAGGAAGGUCCUGCCCUCAGGAAGGUCCUGCCCUCAGGAAGGUCCUGCCCUCAGGAAGGUCCUGCCCUCAGGAAGGUCCUGCCCUCAGGGAGGUCCUGCCCUCAGGGAGGUCCUGCCCUCAGGAAGGUCCUGCCCUCAGGAAGGUCCUGCCCUCAGGAAGGUCCUGCCCUCAGGGAGGUCCUGCCCUCAGGAAGGUCCUGCCCUUAG
Molecule: messenger RNA, 1335 nt
Organism: Procambarus clarkii (red swamp crayfish)
Lineage: Eukaryota; Metazoa; Arthropoda; Malacostraca; Decapoda; Cambaridae
Source: RefSeq, a predicted model, not a curated record